Molecule: messenger RNA, 704 nt
Organism: Salvelinus namaycush (lake trout)
Lineage: Eukaryota; Metazoa; Chordata; Actinopteri; Salmoniformes; Salmonidae
Product: rho GDP-dissociation inhibitor 2-like
Exons: 5
Coding region: 2-595 (197 amino acids)
Biological process (GO): Rho protein signal transduction
Cellular component (GO): cytosol; membrane; cytoplasm
Molecular function (GO): Rho GDP-dissociation inhibitor activity; protein binding
Source: RefSeq, a predicted model, not a curated record
GAUGGCGGAUAAGGAGGAGAAGCCUGUGGGAGAGGAGGAGGACGAGACAGACCUGAACUACACUCCUCCAGCCCAGAAGAGCCUGCAGGAGAUACAGGAACUAGACAAGGAUGAUGAGAGUCUCAGGAAAUACAAACAGACUCUACUAGGAGCUGGACCAGUGGUGGCAGACCCGAACAUUCCCAAUGUCCAGGUCACCAGACUGACCCUGAUGUGUGACCAAGCACCUGGCCCCAUCACCAUGGACCUCUCAGGGGACCUGGAGGCUCUGAAGAAGAAGAGUUUCACCAUGAAGGAAGGAGUGGACUACAGAGUGAAGAUACAUUUCAAGGUUAACAGAGAUAUUGUGUCUGGGCUGAAGUACGUCCAUCUGACCUACAGGAAAGGAAUCAGAGUGGACAAGGCGGUGUACAUGGUGGGCAGCUACGGGCCGCGGGUGGAGGAGCACGAGUUCAUGACCCCGGUGGAGGAGGCGCCCAAAGGCAUGAUUGUCAGAGGCAGCUACCACAUCAAGUCCCACUUCACCGAUGACGACAAGACCGACCACCUCUCCUGGGAGUGGAACCUGGGGAUCAAGAAGGACUGGGACGAAUAGAGAGGAGCCUCAUUCCUCUCUCCCUCCUUCCCUCUCCCUGUGUCUCCACCUCUCCCUUUCCCCUUCCUUCUUACCCCUUCUCUCCCCUGUCUCCCCCACUUUCAUCCCU